Messenger RNA from Rotaria sordida, 1032 nucleotides. The record is from the annotation of a GenBank genome assembly. NCBI's taxonomy places the organism in Eukaryota, Metazoa, Rotifera, Eurotatoria, Philodinida, Philodinidae.
AUGGUUGCUACUUAUGGACAACGUCAACGAAACAAAUAUCGUUUUCUCAUGGGUAUAAAUGGCUUUUUAUUAGCUUUUGCCAUUUUUAUUAUCGUUUCAAUGUCUAUCUAUUGGGGUUUCUUUGAAGAAUGGACAAUAUGGACUGAUUAUACAAUGGCUUGGAUUGAAUUUAAUUUUUUUAUCUUUUAUUGGGAUCGUUUAACAAUAACUCGUGCUUAUCUUUCAUUGAUUUUUAUAUAUGGUUUUGUUCUUCUUACAAUUAUUGCAUUACAAAUUCAUGCUUAUCGUCGUCGAAAUAUAUUUCUUAUGCAAUAUGUUCCAUAUUCAUUAUUUGUUUUAGCUAUAAUAACAAUACUUGGUGGUUUAGCUUGGUUUGCUGUAACAAUGAUAAAUAUGAAUGCUGGAUUUUUAACAAAAGAAACAUUUUUACUUGAAAGACUUCGUUUUAGAGGUAAUGCUUUUAAAGAAUUAAAAUAUCGUGAACAAGCAUUUCAUUUGGUAACAAUGGGUCGUGUACCACCACGUGUUUUUAUUUUAACUGCAUUUGUUAAUCAACGUCAAAGAGAUUUUAAUUGUUGUGGUUGGAAUUCUUAUCUUGAUUAUGCAGCUUCAUAUAAAACUGAUCUACCUGAUACAUGUUGUCAUAAAUAUCAAAGAACUUUUAGUUGUGGUAAAAAUAUGUUAAUUAAUCCAGAUCCAAAAAUUGUUAAUACACGUGGUUGUGGUCCAUUAAUGAAAUAUUGGUAUCGACGUGGAUUUUGGGAAAAUAUAUUUAUGAGUUUAUUUGGAGUAUUUAUGGGUGUUUAUAUGAUAUUUGUAUUUCAACAAAAUCGAAAAGAAUUUAUUCAAUUACGUGAUGAAGCUGAUGAUAGAAAACGUAUUAUACAUACAAAAUCAAUGGCAUCACGUUAUUCAUAUGGUGGUAUGAAAAGUACACCAUUGAAUGAUACAACUGGUGUUUAUGAUUCAGAUGAUGAUGAUAGUUCAAGUAUUCUCUAUGAACCACGUCCAAAACUUAAUCCAAAUGCUUAA